Messenger RNA from Linum tenue, 468 nucleotides. NCBI's taxonomy places the organism in Eukaryota, Viridiplantae, Streptophyta, Magnoliopsida, Malpighiales, Linaceae. The record is from the annotation of a GenBank genome assembly.
UCCCCCCACCUCCGCCCGCCCUCCCCUCUCUUCCACUCUCUCCCCCCAUACCCAAUUUAUUUUUCCACCUUCGCCCACCUCAUCCACCUCCCCCCUUACCCCUCGCUGCCGCCGCCACCUCAGCUCCCCGCUCCCCUGCCGGCCGCGUCGUACGUCGAGCACCAGAAGGAGACGGCCACCUCAGCUCCCCGCUCCCCUGCCUGCAGGCCACCUCAGCUCCCCGCUCCCCUGCCUGCCGCCGCCGUCACGAUCAGGAACGACGUCAAUGUCAAGAAGGAGACGGUUCGGAUCGAGGAGGAUGAGGAGAAUCCCGGUAGUUUCCUCGUCGUGCUCAUCAUCGUCUCUGCAAUUGGAAGGAGGAAUUCCAUUGGAAUGAAAGAUUGAGAAAAAUAUGGAAAGGAAAUCUGGCUGGAGAUUACGGAAGUGAGAGAAAGAGAGAAUUUUAAUUAAUAGAUUUUUGUAACUGCC